Molecule: messenger RNA, 1098 nt
Organism: Phanerochaete carnosa HHB-10118-sp
Lineage: Eukaryota; Fungi; Basidiomycota; Agaricomycetes; Polyporales; Phanerochaetaceae
Exons: 9
Coding region: 1-1098 (365 amino acids)
Biological process (GO): transcription-dependent tethering of RNA polymerase II gene DNA at nuclear periphery; RNA export from nucleus
Cellular component (GO): nuclear pore
Molecular function (GO): ubiquitin binding; RNA binding
Source: RefSeq, a predicted model, not a curated record
AUGUCUUUCCUCAACAACCUUGCAAUCUCAACAGUAUCUGCCUCUGCGAAGCCGAAUUCUACUGUACCCGCCUCUGUGCCGCUAACGACGCUCAAAGAUGACGUGCAGGUGGCCGAUCCGCCGACAGACUCGGUCUCUGGUCUUGCGUUCUCGCCAACGGCAGACUUCAUCGCAGUAGGGAGCUGGGACUGCGCUGUGAGAGUAUAUCAGGUCGCACCUACCGGACAAACUCGAGGCGUGGCAAUGUAUGCUCACAAUGCGCCAGUAUUGAGUGUAGCGUGGAGUAAGGAUGGGUCUAAGUUAUUCUCUGGUGGCUGUGAUGGUGCUGGCCGGAUGCUGGAUAUAGCGACGGGGCAGUCACUUCAAGUAGCCCAGCACGAUGCGCCUGUCAAGUGCGUCAAAUGGGUAGAGACACCACGGGGCAGUAUCUUAGCCACUGGCGGUUGGGAUAAAACCUUGAGAUAUUGGGACCUUCGGUCGCCAACUCCUGCAGCCGUCGUGCAUCUCCCGGAGCGACUUUACAGCAUGGAUGUGCGGUACCCCCUGUUAGUUCUUGGUACAGCGGAUCGACAUAUUCAAUUAUACGACCUCACAAACCCGACUGUCGUCUUCAGCCAAAAAACCUCUCUGCUUAGCAUGCAGACACGUGUAAUCACUCUUGGAAAUGGAUUAUACGCAUAUGGCAAUGUCGAAGGCAGGGUUGCAAUGCACUGGCCAUCGACUACAGAUCCUACUGCAUCAGAAGCACACAGGACACGACUUCCCACUGAGGCGCCUCCAGCACCCGGUUCCAUAAUGUGGGCCGUCAAUGACAUCUCAUUCCAUCCUAUAUAUGGUACAUUCACCACUUGCGGGUCUGACGGCAUUAUCAUGACAUGGGACGGAGAAAACCGUAAGAGGUUGAAGACAUUCGAAUCGGCCGGUGCUCCUAUCUCUGCGACAGCAUUUAACCAUACUGGUUCGGUGCUCGCAUAUGCUGUUUCGUAUGACUGGCAUAAGGGCCAUAUGGGGAAUGUCCCCGGCAUGCCCAACAGGAUCAUGCUUCAUUCCUGCAAAGAUGAUGAAGUGAGGCCACAGCCGAAGAUUGGGGGAACAUAA